AUGUCGGAAUUCAAAACAGGCCUACUUCUAAUACAUCCAGCCGUCACCACAACACCGGAGCUGGUGGAGAAUAUCAAGACUCAAACUGCGUCCAAAGGAAUCAAAUUUGAAGACCAGUUUUUAAUUAAUAAACUAAAUGAUGGAUCUGUAAAGUUGGAGAAUAACAAAUAUGAAACUAUUCAAUAUUUGACGCCCGAAGCUCCCAACGGCAUCAUUUUCCCCAAGAAACUCAUCUCUGUUCUAGCUGACUCAUUGAAAUUAAAUGGCUCACUGAUGGGCUUAAGUGACGCUUAUAAAGUGGAUGCACUAAUUAAUGGCUUUGAAAUAGUUACCAAGCCAGAUUACCGUUGGGUUAAGAAGGACGUUUCCAAUCUGAACCAAACAGUCUCCAUACCGUUGAAGGAUAGAAAGCAAGCUGGUAAUACCAAAUUGCCAACUUUCAAGAAAGCUGAAUCUUCAAGUCAUAAGUUACCUUCAUUCAAAAAGGCAGGGGAUACCAAGCUACCCGCAUUCAAGAAAGCAGACGACGCUAAAGUGCCCUUUUUCAAAAUAGCUGAUGAACCAAAAGUCUUUAAGGUCGAAGAUGACCUAAUUGAGGAUAGCGAUGACGAUGAAAUAUCUAGUGACUCUUCUAAAGCUCAAUAUUUUGACCAAGUUGAUAUCGAUAAUGACUCCAUCGAAGAAGAAGACUUAAUUGAUGAGGAUGACUCUAGCAAACCCAUGAUUACCAUGAUUACAUGCGGCAAAUCCAAGACUAAAAAGAAGAAAGCUUGUAAGGAUUGUACUUGCGGUAUGAAGGAACAAGAAGAACAAGAAAUAAAUGACAUAAGAUCUCAACAGGAUAAAGUUGUCAAGUUCACUGAAGAUGAGUUGACUGAGAUCGAUUUCACUAUCGAUGGGAAGAAGGUUGGUGGCUGUGGCUCUUGCUCUCUAGGCGACGCCUUUAGAUGCAGCGGGUGUCCUUAUUUAGGUCUGCCUGCUUUCAAGCCUGGCCAACCUAUCAACUUGGACAGCAUCUCCGAUGAUUUGUAA
Saccharomyces eubayanus is the source of this 1032-nucleotide messenger RNA. RefSeq names its product electron carrier DRE2 (gene DRE2). Gene Ontology annotation, molecular function: iron-sulfur cluster binding. The record is from RefSeq and is a predicted model, not a curated record. The transcript has a single exon. NCBI's taxonomy places the organism in Eukaryota, Fungi, Ascomycota, Saccharomycetes, Saccharomycetales, Saccharomycetaceae. Bases 1 to 1032 code for a protein of 343 amino acids. Gene Ontology annotation, biological process: iron-sulfur cluster assembly. Gene Ontology annotation, cellular component: cytoplasm.